GUUUAGAAUGCAGUAAAUUAAUAAGAUAAAAAUGCCAAAACCAAAAAGUUGCAUUUGCAAAUUGUAUGAAAAUUUUUUAAAUAAAGACCAGGAACUAUGCUAUAAGUGUAAUUAUUGUGGUGAGACUUAUAAAAACAAUGCCACGCGACAAAAAAAGAACUUAGAAUACAAUGGCUUAAAAUGUCCAAAAUCUGUUAAAGAAAUGGUCAGAAGAGAAAAAAUAAAUAGCAAAAAGCCCGUUAAAGAUUACUUAUCUAAAGACGAUAUCGUUUUAAGUGGGGACAACUUAGAUGAUGAGGAAUCUGUACCUGAAAAGACACAAAACUACAAAGACCAGCAGCGUGAUAAUCAUAAAAGUGGUACUCAAAAACUUUUUGAUUUUAGAAAAUACAUCGAUUGUAUGAAUCCAGAAGAGCAAGAAAGGCUAAAUGUUAAAUUCCCCAGAGCAAUUUUCUCUUUAGAUGCUCCACUUCCGAUGCUCAAUAAUGAAUACUGGCUAGAUUUUUUUCAUGAAUUGCGAACCUCUUGGAAGCCGCCGUCAAUAAAGCUAUUGCAAAAUCAACUGUAAUUGGAGUCGAUUGUGAUGGCUGGAGUAAUAGAGCGUAGUUGAAUGAGUCUAUUGUUAACUUCGUUGUGAGUACUCCGCAGACUGUACUAUACAAAACAAAAGACACCAAAGCUGAAUUACAUACUGGAGAAUAUAUGGCACAGUUAAUUCUUGAAGUGAUUGACGAGAUUGGAACUGAAAAGGUUUUAAUAGUAGUAACCGAUGGUGCGUCUAAUACAGCAAAGGCUCGAAGAAUCGUUAAUAAAAAAUACCCGCAUAUUCAUAUUUACAGCUGUACAAACUUCUGCCACUGAAAUAGUAAAAGAUGUAAAUUCAUCACAUUCGAUUAAGGCCAAAUUUACUGAUAUUCAAAAGCAACGAAAAGAACAAGUUAUAUCACUUAAAUUGCCCGGAAAAACAAGGUGGGGAACGACAAUCUUUUGCUCUGAGAGUUUGCUUUACAACAAAAUGGCUCUGAAAACAUUAGCCAUUUCAGAAGAUGUGUUUUUGAAGCAGAAUGUGAAGACACCGAUUUUAAGUGAGACGUUCUGGUGUGUUCUUCUAACUCUUCAUGAAACCUUGGCUCCGGUCAUAAGAUGGUAACGAUCUCAGUAAUAAUGUGGUAAAAAUUAUGACUGAGUUAGCGUACUACACUCAAAAAGAAGGAUUAUUUUCUUCGCGAUUUGUUCAAAAGACUAUCAAAUCUUUACCAGCCGUAACUUGGUGGAAAACUAUAAACUGGGAACCUAAAUUAUGUUCGAUUGCAGUUGACAUCCUCAACAUGUCAGCCAGUAGUGCAGCAACUGAAAGAAGUUUCAGUAGAUACAGUAACGUUCACACUGCUAAAAGAAAUCGGUUAACUACCGACAGAGCUGGAAAAAUGACGUUCGCCUCAUUUAAUUUGAAAUUAGAAAUGUCUAAAAAAAGCCGUGAAAGGUCCAAACAUAAAAGAAUCAUGUUUGUGACUCCGUGGGAAGAUACAGUAUUUGCUCUAUGAGCAGAAGAAUUAGAAGUAGCACACGCUGACGAAGACUACGAUUCAUUUGACGCUGAUUUAGAAGAUUCAGAUUAAAGCAGAAUUUUAAAUUCUAAUAGAUGUUUAUGUUUCCAGAUUAAACCAAUAGUUUAUAUACAAAUGUUCAAAUUUCAGUUAGAUAAAAAUCUGAGCUACUUAAGCUUGUUUAAAAAAAAAAGAUUAAACGAAAAAGCGUAUACACUAAUGUUGAAACUUCAGUUAGAUAAGUAACUGAGCUACUUAGCCUUGUUUAAGAAAAAUGUUUUAGAUUUUAUGAUUUUCGGUAAGGACCAGGUUUAAUUUAAGUGCAAGUUACAUUAUUAAUGAUCUCACACUGAAGUGUGAUUACUUCGCGAUAUCUUUUGAGUAUAAGUUUUAUGUUAUUUAAUCUAUAAUAUUACAGUUUAUAACAGACUACUUAAUUUAAUAGAUAAUACGACAAAGUUUAUAUACGAAUGUCAAAAGUUCAGUAAGUUAAGUAACUUAGCUACUUAACCUUGUUUAAAAAAAAUGUUUAAGAUUUUCGGUAAGGGUCAGGUUAAAUUUAAGUGCAAGUUACAUUAUCAGUGAUCUCGGACUGAAAACUGAUUAUUUCGCGAUAUUUCUUUUAAGUAUAAGUUUUAUGUUACAUAAUCUAUAAUAAUACAGUUUAUAACAGUACUUAAUUUGAUAGAUUAC
Messenger RNA from Belonocnema kinseyi, 2240 nucleotides. RefSeq lists its product as uncharacterized. The coding region runs from base 32 to 568 and encodes 178 amino acids. Lineage: Eukaryota; Metazoa; Arthropoda; Insecta; Hymenoptera; Cynipidae. The record is from RefSeq and is a predicted model, not a curated record. The transcript has 4 exons.